AUGUCGGACGGAGCUGUUCUGCCUCCAACCGCACCAGUGGUCGCCGAGGCUCACCAAGUAGACACUUUCCAUGUGCCCGAGGCCUUCUUCGCCAAGCACCCUACUAGACCACAUCUCAAUGGGUUGGAAGAAUACAAGCAGCUCUACGAAGAAUCGAUCCGACAGCCCGACAUUUUCUGGGCUCGCAUGGCACGUGAAUUGCUUACCUUCGACCACGACUUCCACACUACACUCACCGGCUCGCUCGAGAAUGGAGAUAAUGCCUGGUUUUUGGGCGGCAAAUUGAACGCAUCUUUCAACUGCGUCGAUCGCCAUGCCAUCAAAAACCCCAACAAGGUGGCCAUCAUCUACGAAGCCGAUGAGCCUCGCGAGGGCCGCACCAUCACAUACGGCGAAUUGCUCCGCGAGGUAUCUAGAGUUGCAUGGGUCCUCCAGUCGCAAGGAGUGCGCAAGGGCGAUACUGUCGCUAUCUAUCUUCCCAUGAUUCCUGAGGCUCUCGUUGCCUUCCUGGCUUGUUCGCGUAUCGGUGCCGUGCACUCGGUCGUCUUCGCCGGGUUUUCUUCCGAUUCGUUGCGCGAUCGUGUGUUGGACGCCAAGUCCAAGUUUGUCAUUACGGCUGACGAGGGAAAACGGGGUGGGAAGAUUAUCGGCACCAAGAAGAUUGUGGACGAGGCUCUGAAACAGUGUCCAGAAGUCUCAAACGUUCUCGUUUUCAAACGCACUGGUGCUGAUGUUCCAUGGACAAAGGGCCGUGAUUUGUGGUGGCACGAGGAAGUUGAGAAAUAUCCAAACUACCUCCCCCCGGUCUCUGUGGAUUCCGAAGAUCCUCUUUUCCUCCUAUACACAUCUGGUUCUACCGGAAAACCAAAAGGCGUCAUGCAUACAACUGCUGGCUACUUGCUCGGAGCUGCAGCUACCGGUAAAUAUGUCUUUGAUAUCCAUGACGAUGAUCGCUACUUCUGCGGUGGUGAUGUGGGCUGGAUUACAGGCCACACUUAUGUCGUCUAUGCGCCUUUGCUUCUCGGUGUGGCAACUGUUGUGUUUGAAAGUACCCCCGCGUAUCCCAACUUCUCUCGCUAUUGGGAUGUAAUUGAGAAGCACAAGGUCACUCAGUUUUAUGUUGCUCCUACUGCACUUCGUUUGCUCAAGCGCGCUGGCGACGAGCAUAUUCAUCACAAAAUGGAGCACCUUCGAGUUCUUGGAUCAGUCGGCGAGCCCAUUGCUGCGGAAGUUUGGAAGUGGUACUUUGAAAGUGUUGGUAAGGAAGAGGCUCACAUUGUCGACACUUACUGGCAAACCGAAACUGGAUCAAAUAUAAUCACCCCCUUAGGUGGUGUGACACCGACGAAGCCCGGCAGUGCAUCUCUUCCGUUUUUUGGCAUCGAGCCCACGAUCAUUGAUCCCGUGUCGGGAGAAGAGAUCAGCGGCAAUGAUGUUGAGGGUGUUUUGGCCAUCAAGCAGCCAUGGCCCAGUAUGGCACGCACUGUCUGGGGCGCUCACAAACGGUAUAUGGAUACAUAUCUCAAUGUUUAUAAAGGUUACUAUUUCACUGGCGAUGGAGCUGGUCGUGACCAUGAAGGAUACUAUUGGAUUCGUGGACGUGUUGAUGACGUUGUUAAUGUUUCUGGCCACCGACUUUCUACGGCUGAGAUUGAAGCUGCCCUGCUUGAGCAUCCCAUGGUUGCCGAAGCUGCCGUUGUUGGUAUUGCAGAUGAACUCACUGGACAAGCUGUGAAUGCUUUUGUCUCAUUGAAGAGUGGCAAUGAAUCUACAGACCAAGUUCGCAAAGAUCUCAUUAUGCAGGUGCGAAAGUCGAUCGGACCUUUCGCUGCUCCCAAAGCAAUCAUUCCCGUCGAAGAUCUCCCUAAAACUCGCAGUGGCAAAAUCAUGCGCCGAAUCCUGCGCAAGAUUCUCAGUGGCGAGGAGGACAGCUUGGGCGAUACAUCUACGGUAUGA
Messenger RNA from Talaromyces atroroseus, 1956 nucleotides. RefSeq names its product Acetyl-coenzyme A synthetase. The record is from RefSeq and is a predicted model, not a curated record. The coding region runs from base 1 to 1956 and encodes 651 amino acids. Gene Ontology annotation, cellular component: cytosol. The transcript has 5 exons. NCBI's taxonomy places the organism in Eukaryota, Fungi, Ascomycota, Eurotiomycetes, Eurotiales, Trichocomaceae. Gene Ontology annotation, molecular function: acetyl-CoA synthetase activity; AMP binding.